Messenger RNA from Chinchilla lanigera (long-tailed chinchilla), 1323 nucleotides. RefSeq lists its product as uncharacterized. Lineage: Eukaryota; Metazoa; Chordata; Mammalia; Rodentia; Chinchillidae. The record is from RefSeq and is a predicted model, not a curated record. The coding region runs from base 364 to 1299 and encodes 311 amino acids. The transcript is spliced from 2 exons.
GAAAGUGCGGUGCCGGGGUGCCCAGGGGAGCUGCAAGCGGGUGGCCUGGGGACAGGUGUCCGGAUUUGUGUUGCCUGCGCUCACCUCGAGGUCCCCGCUGUGACAGAUUUCAGCGGCUGACCCCGCUGCUGCCCGUUCUCAGGCACACAUUCCUGAUGGGCAUUUAUUUUGACUUUAAGCAGCACAAGGACACAGGGGUCACUCGGUGUCACCACCGUAGGGACAAGUGGGGACAGGGUUGGGUGGGGGAAAGGGUGAGCUUUCAGCUGUGGCUUCGCCAUUGGCUUCCAGGACUUGGUCUCAGCUUUCCCUUCAGUGUCAGCCAGGGGAGGUGCAGCCUGCUGGGAAACAAUCAGUGAACGAAUGCACGAAUGUGGGGGUCCCCUCCAGUCUGGUGGACAAGGGUUCUCCAGGAGCCAGGCCCAACCCGGCCUCUCCCAGCUGGGCCAGAGUGGGAGCGAGGCUGCGGCGUCCCCGGACACGGAGGACCCGGUCCCCCUCGUGUGCCAGCUCAGGCGAUCGGGCCCCGGAGCAUCCAGGCAGCGGUGUCGCAGGCUCGGAGGCUGGGCCCUCCAGGGAGGCAGCGGCGAGGCCCGUUUCCACGUUUUGCUUGGGCGGCGGCCUGGGCCGUUCCCCAGGUUCCCCAGGCGUCCCGAAGUGUCCGGGGCUGCUCUGCGCGCAACCCGGGAGAGGUCCCGCCGCCGCGAGGCUGGCGCUGGGAGGACGGUGGAAAUCUCAGCGUCCCCAAGCCCUGUGCAAAUGGCUGCCGGGCCGGCGGCUGUCAGACGCAGACCAGAGGCCCAGGGCAGCCUCCGCGCAGCCCCCGGGGGCCGCAGGGGGAGCCGGGCGCCCCGGGAAACCCGAGGCUGCGCGAACCCACAAUGGCCUGACCCCAGGGGGCCGGGAUUGUGGGGUGCGCGCUCAGCCCCGAGCCCUUUAGGUCCGGGAUCCCACGAACGGGCGCGCUGGGCCCAGAGAUGUCAACAGCCGGAGAGCAGAGCUGGAGAGCAGAGCUGCAGCCCCCGCCUGGAGUGUGCGCGAAGGGGCACUGGGUGUCGCCCUCCCCCGCCCCAAAGCGCUCAGGCCGUUUCCUCGGUUCCACCCGCACUUCUGGCGGCUCAGGCCCGCGGCCCAAGUUGGGGAGAAGGGAGCGGCGCGCACCGCGGGGACCCGCGCGGCGACCCGGACUCCCGGCAUUUAGGCCGAGCAGCGCUCCCCGCCCGGAACCGCCCUCGGCGCCCGUUGGGCCCCCUGGUCCGGCGGAGCCUGGGAGCCCGGACACUGCGGGGCCGAAUUUGACUGGGUUUCCGGGCGCCUCGCCCU